Laetiporus sulphureus 93-53 is the source of this 819-nucleotide messenger RNA. RefSeq names its product NAD(P)-binding protein. The coding region runs from base 1 to 819 and encodes 272 amino acids. The transcript is spliced from 6 exons. NCBI's taxonomy places the organism in Eukaryota, Fungi, Basidiomycota, Agaricomycetes, Polyporales, Laetiporaceae. The record is from RefSeq and is a predicted model, not a curated record.
AUGGAUUUGGGCUUGAACGACGUCCAUGUACUGGUCACAGGUGCAAGUGGAGGAAUUGGACUGGCGACAUGCGAGCUCUUCCUCAAGCAAGGCGCGAGAGUAACCGCACACUACAACACCAACGCAACCUCACUCGAGCCUCUCCUAGCUGAAUACGGCCCCUCUCGCAUAAGGACCGUCCAAGCAGACCUCUCGGACGAGGACGAUGUCAUCCUAAUGUUCAUCAAGGAAGACGAGGAGUUCGGCUCUGUCCAGGUCCUUGUCGUCAACCAUGGCUACUACCCGCCGCUGGACGUGACUGUGUCCGAGAUGACCCUCGAGCAGUGGAACUCGACGAUAACGUCCAACUUGACAUCCUCGUUCCUCGUCGUCAAAGAAUACCUCAAACACCUCGAGCGCGCGACGAUCGACGAGAAGGACAAAGCAAAUAUCGUUUUUGUCGGAAGCACGUCUGGGAAGUACGGAGAGGCCGGCCACGGGGACUAUUCGGCAGCCAAGAGUGGCAUAAUGUAUGGAUUGACUAAGACUCUCAAAAACGAGAUUGUCAAGAUAGCCCCCUUAGGCCGAGUUAAUUGCAUUGCGCCUGGAUGGGUGAAGACUCCAAUGACGGCCCAAGCCCUGGAGGACCCAGAGGUCGUCUACCGUGCAUUGGCAACCAUGCCCCUAAAGAAGUUGGCCACUCCGGAAGACAUCGCAACCCAAAUUGUCUUCGUGUCGUCGUCGACCGUGUCCGGCCACGUCUCUGGACAGGUAAUCAUGGUUGAAGGCGGUAUGGAGGGCCGUCUGCUGAACAAGCCAGAAGAGAUUGUCUAUGAAUGA